Messenger RNA from Maylandia zebra (zebra mbuna), 954 nucleotides. The record is from RefSeq and is a predicted model, not a curated record. Lineage: Eukaryota; Metazoa; Chordata; Actinopteri; Cichliformes; Cichlidae.
AUGCGUGGUGGUGGCAUUCCAAGGGCUGCAAGAACAGUAGUCAGUGAUGAAAUUCGUGCCACUAUCAUUGACCAUGUAAUCAACCAUGGUCUUUUACUAAGAGAGGCUGGUGAAAGAGUGCAGCCCAAUUUGAGGCGGUCAACGGUUGCCUCCAUUAUACGCAUCUUUCAACAAACCAACAGAAUUGUGGCGGACCAUAAGAUAUUUGACAAUAUCGAUAGAAUCAGCCUCACAACCAUUACGCGGACAUUGUCCAAACACAGAGUGCGGAUGAAGCAGCUCUACACUGUUCCCUUUGAGAGGAACAGUGAGAGGGUCAAGGAGCUACGACGACAAUAUGUCCAGAGAGUUAUGGAAUUGGAGGCCAACCAGGCCCCUCAUGAAUUCAUAUACAUCGAUGAGGCAGGAUUCAAUCUGGCCAAAAGGCGUCGACGUGGACGAAAUGUAAUUGGAAAAAGGGCCACAGUUGAUGUGCCAGGACAGAGAGGGGCAAACAUUACCAUGUGUGCAGCAAUUGCAAAUGCAGGAUUACUCCUUCACAGAUGUCAGGUUGGACCCUAUAAUACAGAGCGCUUGCUUGCCUUUCUCAAUGAUCUCCACCAGCGCCUGGUUCCAGAGCAGGGUCAGGAGGGUGAAAACAUGAGGACCUUUGUAAUUACCUGGGACAAUGUGGCUUUCCAUCACUCGCAAGCAAUAACAACAUGGUUUGAAGUCCACCCAAGACUGGUAAGUCUCUUCCUUCCACCCUAUUCACCUUUCCUCAACCCCAUAGAGGAGUUUUUUUCUGCAUGGAGGUGGAAGGUUUAUGACCAUCAGCCACAUGACCAGAUGUCCCUCCUUGAAGCCAUGGAUGCUGGCUCCAGGGACAUCACAGUUGACGAUUGCCAAGGGUGGAUCCGACAUACCAGGCGGUUUUAUCCCAGGUGCAUCGACUUGGAUAACAUCAGAUACUAA